AUGGUCGGCAUUGGACCAGCCACGGGCAUCCUGUUGGUGGUGCUUCUGUCCUGUGGCAGCUGCCUAGCGGACGGACAACCGCAUCAGCAAUCAGUGCAACCGGAACCACCCCGUCCCGUGGCGGCCGACGAAAGCGCGACUAAAAACGUCGCGAAUGUCGCGGACAAGUCGCAGAACAAACGAGGCGCACCGGAAAUACCGGUGGUCGUAGGUGCGCCAGCGCAGCAUACCGCGUACAUAAAUCAUCACGUCACCGGAGCAACCGUCGUGGCUGCACCCAUUUCCGGCCAUACAACGCACGCAGCGCUCGCGUCCGUACCGUUUGGGUACGGGCACGCGGUUACCAGCACCGGACACAUUCACGCGACGGCACCUCAGCAAACCUCGUUUUUGCAGCACGUGAUACACAAGGUGAAUUACGUUGCGCCCGUAACCACGACGACGGUGAAACUGGCCACCAUUGCCGAGGGUGUUGGCUCGCAUCUACACCUGCAGCCCACGGGCUCGGUUGUGACGAAGUACAACUACGCCGUACCGCAGCUCACGUACGCACACUACCCACAGUAUCAGGUGUAUCAUCAGCAUCAGGCGAGUCCCACAGCUACGGCGAUCUACACCGCUCAUCAGCUUCACGAGCAACCGAUCGCUGCUGCGACGCUUCACGAGAUUGCCCAUCAGCAUCCCCAGCAACAGCAGCAGCAGCAGCAACACACGGCAUACGCCCAUCAGCAGCCCGUCUACGCACACCAUCCAGCUGGCACCAUCCAAUAUUCGGUUCCGGCAUCGCUACUCCAGCAGCAUAAUUACCAGCAGCAGUCCCAGCAACAGCAACAGCAGCAGUUUCCCUUGAGCCACACACACGCCAUCCAUUAUGGGGCGGCUCAGGCAGGCGGGCAACCGUCGGUGCCGAUCGUCCAUCAGACGCCGAUUGCCACCAUCAAUCAGGUUCACCAGGCGCAGCAGGUCUACGCCACCCAGGGCCAACUAAGCAAGUACCCGGUGGCGGCGCAGUCCGUGUACGGUGCGGCAGGACUCACGAACCAGAUCUACGCCACAGCACCGAGCUACGGCGAUCCGGACACACUCACAAAUCUCGCUAAUCCUGAUCUACUCGCGCCCACAACCACGGUUCGACCGUUCCGUCCAGCCGUCCGGCCCGGUUCCGGAGACGUGCGUCCGAUAACCGAGUACGAGGACGACUACGGGGACGGGGAUGAUGGUGGGAACGAUGCACCCAACUUACCGGACUUGCCCGCGACCAGUAACACCGACCGGAACCGGGGCCAGGAUGAGGAGGACCCGUGCGAAAAGGACCCAAAGAAAUCGGACCAACCGAGCGCAUUCAACCGGCGUCUCUACAACAUGUGGCGAGCGUAUGACGUGGCGCGUACGUUACUCAAGGCAUCCGGGGCUAGUGGGGCGAAUGGGGGCAAAUCACGCCCAAAACCCAACCCCACCGAUACGGACCGCAUCCAGCUGAUCCACCCACCGGGCGCGUCUGACAAGAAGCUUAAGGGCAAGUCGUACGAGGGCAAGUACUACGGCUAUUACCGGCACGGUCGCCAGGAUACUCCAUCGUCGUCGUCGUCGUCGUCGUCCUCGUCAUCGUCCUCAUCGUCCUCGUCGUCGUCUGCGGAUGGGAUGCACUCGCACAGAAGGAAUCUGGACUAA
This is a messenger RNA of Anopheles nili, 1671 nucleotides long. RefSeq lists its product as uncharacterized. The transcript has 7 exons. NCBI's taxonomy places the organism in Eukaryota, Metazoa, Arthropoda, Insecta, Diptera, Culicidae. The coding region runs from base 1 to 1671 and encodes 556 amino acids. The record is from RefSeq and is a predicted model, not a curated record.